CCGAACUGAAAGGGAUCGCCGGCGAUGCAUGCCCGCCCCGGAGGAAAAGGCUGCACCUGUCCGGCACGCCGGAGGGAGCUAGCCAUGCCAGCUCCAGCCGCCAUCCUAAUCAAAAGUUCUUCCAAGCUUCCAGAUGAGACGAGCAGAGAAUCUCUGUCGACCGGCCGCGAUGGAUAAGCUGGCCGGAGGCCAGUCGACGGGUCGAGCUGGAAGCAAGGCCCCCGGCCGCGGGGCCAGCUGAGAUUCCUGCCUUGAGCAUCACGUUUGCCACAGCCCUCACGAAAGCCCAGAGCAACCCAAGCGGCCGGCCGGCUGGUCGUGCAGCCAAUGGAAGCAAGGAACAAAAGCUAGCUUGGGCUGCUUAGCCAGGCCAGCUUGCUUCGCUAUCUCGUCGCCGGUAAAGUAUUUGGGUAUUUCGCGUCGUUUCUGCAUCGGUGGUGUGCUAGCUCGUGGGUGCGUGUAUAUAAAGGGUGCGCCUGCGAACGCUACCUGAUCAGGCCAGCAGAAAGAGUAUACGUAGAGCGCGAGCUAGAUUGUUGUGAGUAGUAUAGGAGCCGUCGAGCUCGUUGGCCGUCGACGAGUCGAUCAGCUAGUAGCAAGAAGCUAGGUUCUUCGAUGGCGAACGCGGGUCUGAAGCCGGUGGCCGGGCUCCUCCUGGUGCUCAACUUGUGCAUGUACGUCAUCGUGGCGGCGGUCGGCGGCUGGGCCAUCAACCACGCCAUCAACUACGGCUUCUUCAUCGGCUCCGGGCUGCAGCUCCCGGCGCACUUCUCCCCGAUCUACUUCCCCAUCGGCAACGCGGCGACCGGGUUCUUCGUCAUCUUCGCGGUGAUCGCCGGGGUGGUCGGCGCGGCCGCGGCGCUGGCGGGGUUCCACCACGUCCGCGCCUGGAGCUCCGAGAGCCUGCCGGCGGCGGCAUCCUCCGGGUUCAUCGCCUGGACGCUCACCCUGCUCGCCAUGGGACUGGCCGUCAAGGAGAUUGAGCUGCACGGCAGGAAUGCCAGGCUGGUCUGCAUGGAGUCCUUCACCAUCAUCCUGUCGGCGACGCAGCUCUUCUACCUGCUCGCCAUUCACGGAGGGAGGUGAAGACGAAGCGGAGGCGCCUGAGAAUUGAGGUGACUGACGCAUCGGUUUCAUCGGUUUGCUGUGGGUUUCCUCCGGGAUGGAGAGGCAGCGCGUCCGUGUAUCUGCGUGUUAAUUACGUACGCCAUGUGUGGGGGGUGCCCAGUGCCAAUGCUGGGUUCCGUCGAUUGCUGCGUGUAGCUGUUUGCUGAUUUGAUCAAUGUCAUGAUGUGGUGAAUAUUCAUUUGA
This is a messenger RNA of Panicum hallii, 1311 nucleotides long. RefSeq names its product membrane protein PM19L-like. The coding region runs from base 616 to 1086 and encodes 156 amino acids. The record is from RefSeq and is a predicted model, not a curated record. NCBI's taxonomy places the organism in Eukaryota, Viridiplantae, Streptophyta, Magnoliopsida, Poales, Poaceae. The transcript is spliced from 3 exons.